UCUUAUUUAAUGUCGGCAACUUGAACUUAGGAGGACUAUUUUACUUGAAUAACUGGUUGAUAAAUCAUGGCAACUGUUAUCCCUAAAGUGGAGCAACUUUCAUCCCGGAUCGUCCGGGUUUUAGGAUGCAACCCGGGGCCCAUGACACUUCAAGGCACCAACACCUACAUUGUGGGAACUGGUCAAAGACGCUUUUUGAUUGACACGGGGGAAAAGGAGAAACCAGAGUAUCUGACUAACCUGAAGACGACGCUGUCCAGUCACAGGACCAGUAUUCAAGAGAUUCUCAUCACUCACUGGCACCACGACCACGUCGGUGGGAUUUCUGGGGUGUGCGACGAACUCCAGCUGGCAUCUGCCAUUGAUGUGUCGAAGUUACCCCGAAGUCCAACUCAAAACGAGACAAUUGAUGGCGUAGAUAAGAAAUACAAGUAUUUAGAGGAUGGGCAGAUCUUACGGACUGACGGAGCCACAUUGAGGGUGGUGUACACACCAGGGCACACAGAUGACCACAUGGUGCUGUACCUUGAGGAAGAGAAUGCUGUCUUCACAGGCGAUUGCAUCCUUGGAGAGGGAACAGCUGUGUUUGAGGACCUCUUCGCCUACAUGAAGUCACUGGAACUGAUAGUAGCCUUGAAACCAGACGUUCUUUACCCAGGCCAUGGACCGGUCAUCCAGGACCCUGUGAAGAAGGUGCAGGCUUACAUCGAUCACCGAAACAUGAGGGAGAGGCAGAUCCUGGAGGUGUUGGAGACUAACAAGGACAAGGCCCUGACUUCCAUGGAGAUGGUGAAGAUCAUAUACACGGAAACCCCAGAAAUUUUACAUCUGGCUGCAGCCUCAAAUGUGGACCACCAUCUGAGCAAGCUGGAAAAGGAAGGCAAAGUCGGGAGACAUGGAAAAAAUGGCGAACAUCGAUGGAGCAGUAAGCUAUAGAAUCUCCGGAUGGAAAAUGUGUUACAGUUCAACAAAAAAUCAUAAUGCAUGGUGCUGUUCAUAGGAAUGCUUGUGUCCAGAGGCAGGACAGUUUAUCUCGAGCAUUGUGUUACCUGUGAUCAAGUUAUCCCGCCAGGCAUGCCAAAGUGUUACUCAGUGGUGCUGACUGGAAAAAGGAAUAUUUCCCCAUGGUGAAAAAUUGCUUACCUGGAACUUACUUGUCAGACAGCAAAGAAAAAGUUUCAAAGGUUUUGGG
Molecule: messenger RNA, 1192 nt
Organism: Acanthaster planci (crown-of-thorns starfish)
Lineage: Eukaryota; Metazoa; Echinodermata; Asteroidea; Valvatida; Acanthasteridae
Gene: lactb2
Product: lactamase beta 2
Cellular component (GO): mitochondrial matrix
Molecular function (GO): single-stranded RNA binding; RNA endonuclease activity
Source: RefSeq, a predicted model, not a curated record